CUUUUUUUUAAGUUUGAAGUUUCAAUUUCAUUCUUAAUAUCAAUUUGGAGUAUGGUAGUAGUUUCUCCUUGGAUUUGAUUAUGCAAUAAUGCAUAACUAAAUCCAGUUGACAUGGAAAAAAAUUUAUGUUGCAUAAUGAAUGCAAGUGGUCACUCUGAUUAUCCCAUCAAACAGAGUAGUGAGGAAAUUAUUAGGUUUUAUAAUAGGGACAGAGAAGGACAAUCAGAACCUUGAGGGGGAAAGUAGUCUAUUCUGUCUUGUGAUAUUAAGUUAAUGUGAGUUUCUGGUCUGUGUAGAAAUACAGGCUUAUUCUCUUAAGGUAACGACAAAAAAAUUAAAAGCCUCAAGCAAUGAAAACAACAGAUGCAAACUCAGGUUUGUUUUGACCCCUCAGUUUUGUUUCACCCUGGGCUGAAACAGAUGCUGCAAAUAGGAAUCGAGAUCAGGGAAGCCAGAAGUCAGAAGAGUGUGUGUAGGAGAAAAAUCAUUAUAACUUCCCCUCAUAAGACAGAGCUGGACAGAAAAAUCACCUGGAGAAACUGGGAGCCUUUGUUGACACUUUGCUGCAGUUUUUCCCAUGUUAAUUCCUUUGUACCAAUACCCUUCAGGGCUCUGCAGGGUCCCACCACAACAUACAUUCUGAGAAUUUGUUUGAGGCAUGUAAAUAUAAUAGAAGUCAUAGUUCGAAAUUAAGUUGGAGCAUGAAGAUUGGGGUAUGAUUGCUAAGAAAAAAGCACAUAUUAAGUUCCUGAAGUGAGAUAAUCACAGGCUUGUGAUUAUUCACUGAAAAACUAUUUACUGAGCCCCUACUAUCUGGGCUAGGUGAUGGGAUACCACAGUGAGCCCUACAAAUAGAAGCCCUGUGCUACCAGAGCUUACUGCUUACUGUGCAGAGAAAAGUGAUAAACAACAUAAGUAUAUAGUACAUUAAACGGAGACAGAUUCUGCAGGAAAAACAAAACCAGAGCAAUUCUUCAAAAUUAAAUUCCCAAAGGAUAACAUUUUCCAACUCUAUCAAAGCUAGCAAAGAGAGGAGAUUGGUAUUUAUAAAAAUAUAACACAUACCACAUCAGAAAUUCCUUCAUGUUUCUAUUAACCCUGUUGAUAUACUAAAUAUAUUCACUAUCUCUACAACCAUUAGAGAAGAAAGUAAAGAUGAAGUAGCUUGGGAAAGGGAGCAGUUCUUUAACCCUGAAGUGAAAUGAAAAAUAUGCCCUUAUGUUUUGUUAGUGAGUUGACAGUUCAUGAUCAGGAAGACAAUGAGCACCUGCAAUAGGGAGGCUGGAAGUUAUUUUUAAAAAGAAUGUCUUUGAUUACUUCCAAUUCUAUUCAUCUCCAGUUGGACAAUCAAGUAGAAGUCAUUUGAAGAGAUGUUUUGUAGUUAUGUGGAUGUGGGUUUGCAUAUGUGGGUGUUUUCGAACAUAUAAACUUUAUAUUUUAAUGAAUUCAGUCAUCUUCAUAAAAAACUAAAUUGUCCCAACUUUAAAUGGAAAUAUUCUGGAAGGAAGGUAUUAAAUGAGUUCUUUUAUAUGGGAGAUAGACUGAGGCUGCAUUGAGUUAUUUAUUUUAAAUAACUUUUAAAAUUUUACCAAGUGCAGGUCUUUAAGUCCAACAUUGGCCCGAGUCUUCAGCAAAAACAGCUUAACAAACUCAUUUAUAUUUUUUCCUCUCCUAGGGCUCCAGUUUGUGUUUUCAGCUGCCUACUAGACCUCACUACCUGGAUGGCCCACAGGUACUGCAAACUCAGUGUUUAAAAUAACACACUCAUUAGCCCCCUUCAUCAUUGACCCUGUGGCCAAAGCUAGGGAAUUUUUCAAAUUGAGACUAAUUGCAGAGGUUCCAGUUGACCAGCAUUCAUAGGAUGAAGGUGAAGAUCCUUUGACUUCUUAGGUAAACCAAUCAGCCAUAGAUUCAGUCUUUUUAUAUAAUCCCAUAUUUCUUGGAGGCUUUGUUCAUUCAGAAAGGCCAUCUUCCAACUUUGAGAUUCUUUCGUCCACUUGGUCUCUGCUGUCUGCCUGUCAUUUGAAAGAAUGAAGACAAACACAGAGAUGGUGUGUCUAAGAAACUUCAAAAGGUGUAGACCUCCUGACUGAAGCAUAUUGGAUUUAUUUAAUUUUUUUCAUUAUAUUUCUGUCCUCCUACAAGGGAAAGUCAUGAUUACACUAACUGAGCUAAAAUGCUUAGCAGAUGCCCAGUCAUCUUAUCACAUCUUAAAACCAUGGUGGGACGUCUUCUGGUAUUACAUCACACUGAUCAUGCUGCUGGUGGCCGUGCUGGCCGGAGCCCUCCAGCUGACGCAGAGCAGGGUUCUGUGCUGUCUUCCAUGCAAAGUGGAAUUUGACAAUCACUGUGCCGUGCCUUGGGACAUCUUGAAAGCCAGCAUGAACACAUCCUCUAAUCCUGGGACACCACUUCCGCUCCCCCUCCGAAUUCAGAAUGACCUCCACCGACAGCAGUACUCCUAUAUCGAUGCCGUCUGUUACGAGAAACAGCUCCAUUGGUUUGCAAAGUUUUUCCCCUAUCUGGUGCUCUUGCACACGCUCAUCUUUGCAGCCUGCAGCAACUUUUGGCUUCACUACCCCAGUACCAGUUCCAGGCUCGAGCAUUUUGUGGCCAUCCUUCACAAGUGCUUCGAUUCUCCAUGGACCACCCGCGCCCUGUCAGAAACAGUGGCUGAGCAGUCAGUGAGGCCUCUGAAACUCUCCAAGUCCAAGAUUUUGCUUUCGUCCUCAGGGUGUUCAGCUGACAUCGAUUCCGGCAAACAGUCAAUGCCCUACCCGCAGCCAGGUUUGGAGUCGGCUGGCAUAGAAAGCCCAACUUCCAGCGUCCUGGACAAGAAGGAGGGUGAACAGGCCAAAGCCAUCUUUGAAAAAGUGAAGAGGUUCCGCCUGCACGUGGAGCAGAAGGACAUCAUUUAUAGGGUGUAUCUGAAACAGAUAAUCGUCAAAGUCAUUUUAUUUGUGCUCAUCAUAACUUACGUUCCAUAUUUUUUAACCUACAUCACUCUUGAAAUUGACUGUUCAGUUGAUGUGCAGGCUUUUACAGGAUAUAAGCGCUACCAGUGUGUCUAUUCCUUGGCAGAAAUCUUUAAGGUCCUGGCUUCAUUUUAUGUCAUUUUGGUUAUACUUUACGGUCUGACCUCUUCCUACAGCCUGUGGUGGAUGCUGAGGAGUUCCCUGAAGCAAUAUUCCUUUGAGGCGUUAAGAGAAAAAAGCAACUACAGUGACAUCCCUGAUGUCAAGAAUGACUUUGCCUUCAUCCUUCAUCUGGCUGAUCAGUAUGAUCCUCUUUAUUCCAAACGCUUCUCCAUAUUCCUAUCAGAGGUCAGUGAGAACAAACUGAAACAGAUCAACCUCAAUAAUGAAUGGACAGUUGAGAAACUGAAAAGUAAGCUUGUGAAAAAUGCCCAGGACAAGAUAGAACUGCAUCUUUUUAUGCUCAAUGGUCUUCCAGACAAUGUCUUUGAAUUAACUGAAAUGGAAGUGCUAAGCCUGGAGCUUAUCCCAGAAGUGAAGCUGCCCUCUGCAGUCUCACAGCUGGUCAACCUCAAGGAGCUUCGUGUGUACCAUUCAUCUCUGGUUGUAGACCAUCCUGCACUGGCCUUUCUAGAGGAGAAUUUAAAAAUCCUCCGCCUGAAAUUUACUGAAAUGGGAAAAAUCCCACGCUGGGUAUUUCACCUCAAGAAUCUCAAGGAACUUUAUCUUUCGGGCUGUGUUCUCCCUGAACAGUUGAGUACUAUGCAGUUGGAGGGCUUUCAGGACUUAAAAAAUCUAAGGACCCUCUACUUGAAGAGCAGCCUCUCCCGGAUCCCACAAGUUGUUACAGACCUCCUGCCUUCAUUGCAGAAACUGUCCCUUGAUAAUGAGGGAAGCAAACUGGUUGUGUUGAACAACUUGAAAAAGAUGGUCAAUCUGAAAAGCCUAGAACUGAUCAGCUGUGACCUGGAACGCAUUCCACACUCCAUUUUCAGCCUGAAUAAUUUGCAUGAGUUAGACUUAAGGGAAAAUAACCUUAAAACUGUGGAAGAGAUCAUUAGCUUUCAGCAUCUUCAGAAUCUUUCCUGCUUAAAGCUGUGGCACAAUAACAUUGCUUAUAUUCCUGCACAGAUUGGGGCAUUAUCUAACCUAGAGCAGCUCUCUUUGGACCAUAAUAAUAUUGAGAAUCUGCCCUUGCAGCUUUUCCUAUGCACCAAACUACAUUAUUUGGAUCUAAGUUAUAACCACUUGACCUUCAUUCCAGAAGAAAUCCAGUAUUUGAGUAAUUUACAGUACUUUGCUGUGACCAACAACAAUAUUGAGAUGCUACCAGAUGGGCUGUUUCAGUGCAAAAAGCUGCAAUGUUUACUUUUGGGGAAAAAUAGCUUGAUGAAUUUGUCCCCUCACGUGGGUGAGCUGUCAAACCUUACUCAUCUGGAGCUCAUUGGUAAUUACCUGGAAACACUUCCUCCUGAACUGGAAGGAUGUCAGUCCCUAAAACGGAGCUGUCUGAUUGUUGAGGAGAACUUGCUCAAUACUCUUCCUCUCCCUGUAACAGAACGUUUACAGACGUGCUUAGACAAAUGUUGACUUAAAAGAGACCCAUGUUUCAAAAUCAUUUUUAAAAGUAUGCUUGGCUGGGCAUGGUGGCUCAUGCCUAUAAUCCCAGCACUUUGGGAGGCCAAGAUGGGCGGAUUGCUUGAGGUCAGGAGUUCAAGACCAGUCUGGCCAACCUGGUGAAACCCCAUCUCUGCUAAAAAUACAAAAAAAUUAGCCAGGCGUAGUGGCGUGUGCCUGUAAUCCCAGCUACUUGGGAGGCUGAGGCAGGGGAAUUGCUUGAACCAGGGAGGUGGAGGUUGCAGUGAGCCAAGAUUGUGCCACUGUACACCAGCCUGGGUGACAGAGCAAGACUAUCUCAAAAAAAAAAAAAAAAAAAAAAUGCUCCAGGGCUUUAAAUGAGAAGUAAAAUUUUCUAAGUUAAUAAAGAUGAAGAAUGGGUGACUAUUAUGAUGAACCAUAACUAAAUGUCUUAUUAAAGCAACUCAGUGUCUAGCCCUAAAUUAACCAGGUAAAAACUGUUAACACUAACCUGAAGUUUUGUGAAUAACUGUUCUUUAACUUACUGAUAUGUUGCAAGAAAUGCACAUCCAGGGUGGACUGGGAGCUAUGAAAUGACUAAAUUCCUCCUUGCAGUGUUUACCUUCAAGAUUGUAUAGGUAUUCUCUCCUCUUCUUCCCCCAGUCCCCAUUACUUAUUUGCACACUUGUUUUAACUGACUUCCUGUUUUGAUAUUUAUCACCAAGACCAGAAACUCAUCAAUAUGAAUUUUCUUGAUGUAUACUCACCACUGUCUUUAUGUUCCUAAAUUUUUUUAGAUAGGGUGUGGCAGAAUUCUUUUUUGUCUUAAUUUUUACUUCCUUUCCCAGCUUGCUUGAGUCUUCCUUAACCUGGUUUUCUCUUAACACCAAUGAUGAACCCUGAGAAAAUACCUGCAUUUGGCCUUUGCGUAGAACAGGAGCUGAGUAUUUAAGACGUAUUAUCCUCGGGGCAUCCUGAAAAUUAAUGUAUUCCCUAAAAUUUCUUCUUGUCUAUCAAGGCCUUUUUUUAUUUGUUAAGAAUUUUUAUAUUAAAUGUAAAACAUAUAAAUAUUUUCUAUUGUAUAAUCUUGGAUUCAACAUCUGUGAGGAUCAUUUUUGUAAGAUACAUAGAAUUUAUGCAUUUCUUUAUGAACUUAGUGUUCCUGGUUUCGGCUGUUUAUGACUCUCAUGUUUAUGUACAUUCUGCUCCAAAAUGUUUUUGUACUCUGCAACUAAUUACUUUUGGAUAACAAAAGCCUGUGUUUAAUGCCCUAAAGUAUUUGGGGGUUUCCUUGUGAGAGAGUGGCCAAAUCAUCUACCUCUCUCUUCCCUAGUUGCUGUGCAGUCGUACGGGUACAAUUCUUAAUUAAUUACAAAAACUGUGAUAGAGGGGAGAGGUACAGAUUUGGUUUUUAAAUUGAUUUUAAAAUACUUUAUAGAAAUUUAGUGAGAGUUAAAGCAAAAGACUUUUUUUCCCUCCAUCUGUGUAAUCUCUAGCUAUGAUUAUAAUGUAAAACAGCCUCUAUUCAGUGUCUAAAAUGAGUUCUCAAAACCCACAAAGAAAUAGAUCCAUUUAACUGAAAUUCAUCUCAUGCCUUUAUCUAACUCUUCUGGAAAAUACAUUUUGCUCCUUUUUAUAAAGAGCUUUGUGUUUGGCCUUUUAUUAUGCAUAUUUUUAAUGAAUAAAAUCAACUGACUCAUUUUUGGGAAAUAUACAUCUUUAAUGUGUUUUUCCCUAAGGUUCUAGGCGUUAUGGUGCCACCUCUUUUUGGAUAUAACUAUAAAGAAAUCUAUUAACUGCACCUACACAAAACUGGAAAACACUGUAGGUAAACAGUACUGUGUAUAUGGAAUUGUGGUGCAUGGGAUGUGUUUUCUCUUGCUUUGUUCCAGAAAGAUGAAAGUGAGUCUUUAAAGCAUAGCAAAUAGAGCUUUCCCUCAACUGCCACACACUCCUGCACUAAAGUUCAGAUAAAAGAAUUAUUCAAAUCAAAUGAAAUUUGAAUAAUAUUAGCUAUCAGGAAUAUAGGACACCAAACACACCACCUCGCACAUUAUUGUUCAUUCUGGACGGAAAGGAACAGUGUAAAAAUAAACUACUUACCAAAACUUGCCUUUAGUCAGAACAUUUAGCUCUCAGGGAAGCAGGUAUAACUGAUGAAACUUCUAGGACUUCAGAAAACAGAUUCUAAUUAUAUCCAUGUUUUUUGUUGUUAUUUUCAUUUUUUAAGUGUGAGUUGAUGUUUAUUUUAGUGUUUCAAAAUAAAAUUAUCAUGUAUACUGAUUCCAGUGUGGCAUAUGAUUAGGUUUUGGACAUGAAUAUGCCAAAAGUGCUUAAAUGUUUUUGGCCACAUAACUAGCUAGAAUUUCAAAACAAAAUUCAGAUUUGCCACCAUUCACCUGACGAACUUCUCCAUGGCUCGUCACUGGUUUGGUUCAACUGCAAAAGUCAUUGGCUAAAUUAUCCUUAUCACCUACGUAAAUUUCUAGAGGAAUUUACUAGCAGGAUUAAUAAUGAAUAUUAUAAACUGCUUUCCACACACUAGGGUAUAAUUAUUGGUGCAAUCUAUGUUGUUCUUGAUGCCAUGGUUUUACAUCUUUUAAUUUAAACCUUAUACACCAGUGUUUAGGUCGCUUUUGAGACAAGGUAGCCCUGAUACAAGGAACAAUGAGGCUACUACUUCACAUAAAAAAUAGGGUGUUAAUACCACCUUUACUGUACUGUUGGAGCAGAUCUUUAUUUUACAAGUAUUCAUAUUCACGUAAGAGAAUUUUAAAUGAAGAAAAUUAAGUUUGUUAAAUUAUAAUUAUGAGACUUUCAUUGGCAUUGGAUUUCAAGAAUACAUAUGCAUUUUCCAAAAAAUAAAUGCGGAGGUUAUUCAGAACAAAAUUCAUAGCUUAUGGUAGUAAUAGCAUGGAUUAAUUUUAUUUGCAUGCACACACAGACAUACAUACUUCAUGUAUGCAAAUUAUAACAUUAGUUUUUGAUAUAUCUAGUGUUUUUUUCCCAAAAUUGCAGGAGGUUGUAGAUUAAAUAAGUAUGAUAGCAAGUUUUUUAAUUCAUUAAUCAUGAAGUGCUCUAUUCCCUAAGUUAUGACAUUUAAAAGAAAUCACAUGCUCAACCUUGAUCUGAGAACCUAAGUGUUUUUGAGCAUUCCGGUAAGGGAGUAGUGUUCUUUUCCUAACUUACAUCAGGGUACAUCUGUGUGGCACAUCGAUACUAUAUUUUCAUUCUUCACUGCCAGUCUUAAUUUCUUUCCCCUGUAUGUCACUGUAUUUUAUGUCACUUCACAUUAUGUUAAAUAGGGUAAAUAGAGAUCCUCAGUAUCUCAGUGCUGUGGCAUAGCUCCAGUAGGUGUGCUGUGGUGCACUGCAGUGAUGUAUUUGCAUAACAUUGUUUGAUAGUGAAAAAUUUUUUUUCGGUUCAAGUGUUUUGUGAUUAAAAUUUUAUGUUUAAUUAAAAUAUUGCAUAAUAUUGAUGGGUUCAAAAACCAUUAAAAUAAUCAAACAAUUAUUCUGUGGCCUUAAUAUAUUUUCUUGUGUUUUCAAUAAAAUUUUCUUUUCAUCUUUCCAUCUUCACAUUCUCUUAGCAUCAUCCUAUGCACAUAAGAUAUGUUGUUUUUCUUCUCCACUCGCCUACCGCACUAAAUUUGAUCAGCACUUGUACAGUAACAGAAUAUAUUUGUGCCAGAAGAUUUGCAAUGAUAUUUGAGCAUGUAUUUAUUUAGGAGGAAGCCAGUGCCUGUAAUUAUGUCUCAUUGAGUAGUUUUACUUUGCCCAUCCUGCAGUAUUUAGAGCUGAUCUCUACCCAAAGCAGGACAAUGUAACUGUAGAUCCACUUUGUUUUCAGUAACCGUACAUUGCAUCAGAAUCUGUUUAUUUCUAUCUGGAAACAGACAGAAUGGUGGGGGAGGGAAGGAGUUAUUUUGCAUCCUAGUUUGUAUUAUGAAGUCAUCAUAUAUAUAUUUGAAAUCGUAUAAACUAAUUACUGUUGCAGAAUUUCCUCGAUAUAAUUAUUUCUUUUCAGCUGGAUGUGAAAAGCUGAAGCAGUGAAAACCUGCAGUCCUAUUUCAUUGGUUUCCUUCUGUUUCUUGUCCAUCACUUCUGUAUCCACAGGGAGCUAUCUACUACAUACCUUUGGUAACAGGCUACAUUCUCUUCAGAUUUUUUAUAUGAAUAAUUUCAUCAGCACUAAAGCAUUAACAUAGAAUAAUGAGCCAAAGUACUGAGUCGAGAUGGCUUUCAGUUGAGUUUAAUUUCAUAUUUAACUUUUGCACUUGACUUGUAUAAUACACUACUGCUGAGAAAAACAAUUAUGAAUGCCUUCUGCAUGUUGUACAUUAUCUCUAACAGAGAUAGUGCAAUUUUAAGAAUACAAAGGGGUAUAGAGUUAGAAUGGAUGUGUUCGUGCAUAUAUGUGUUGUGUUUAAAGAUUAACGUUUACAAGAAGAUUUUUUUAAAAUUCUUCAAAUACUUCACUUAGUGAAAUAAUGGGCCAAUCUGGAAUAGAGACAUUUUCUUUGGUUAGUGCAAGAGUGAAAGCUAGCGUUUGUUAACCUUCUCAUACUUAUCUGUGUACAAUUGCUUUUGCUUCUGGUAAUGAAUUAUUAGAAAAUGGAAGAUUUUGUUCAAUGUUUUUGGCCCUCAGGUUUACCGUGUAAAUCUGCAUUUUUGGUGGUAAAUCCCUUUGCCACAGAUUCAGUAGCUUUUGGUAAACUUCACUGUUUUUAAAGUACCUUUUGUGUAAAAUAAAGAUCCAAUUUUUAUAACAAAUGGCAAAUAAAAACAGUAAAUGCUGGAA
Messenger RNA from Nomascus leucogenys (northern white-cheeked gibbon), 9353 nucleotides. It is a transcript of the gene LRRC8B, whose product is annotated as leucine rich repeat containing 8 VRAC subunit B. The transcript has 7 exons. The record is from RefSeq and is a predicted model, not a curated record. NCBI's taxonomy places the organism in Eukaryota, Metazoa, Chordata, Mammalia, Primates, Hylobatidae. Gene Ontology annotation, molecular function: protein binding. Bases 2154 to 4565 code for a protein of 803 amino acids.